Micropterus dolomieu (smallmouth bass) is the source of this 2148-nucleotide messenger RNA. RefSeq names its product complement C1q subcomponent subunit C-like. The coding region runs from base 160 to 885 and encodes 241 amino acids. Gene Ontology annotation, molecular function: protein binding. NCBI's taxonomy places the organism in Eukaryota, Metazoa, Chordata, Actinopteri, Centrarchiformes, Centrarchidae. The transcript has 7 exons. The record is from RefSeq and is a predicted model, not a curated record.
GCAGAACUACAUACAGUCGGCUCAGAAAAUAAUUUCUGACGUAAAAGCUGCUGAAUCUUUGGCUUCCUCCUCUGGCUGCUGCAAGACUCGGAGCUUCGCUUCAGUUUGGUUUGAAGUCAGCUUGGUGGGUUUAUUUGUCUGAUCUCUCAGUUUGUCAAUAUGCUCCAUCGUUGUUUUCUCGUGAUCGGUGCCCUGCUCUCAUUGGCCACACCCCUGCUGGUCGCCAUGGAGACCUGCCCAGCAACAGGGAUGCCCGGGAUGCCAGGUAUUCCUGGGCUGCCCGGCAGAGACGGUCGUGACGGAGAUAAAGGACAGAAAGGAGAGCCAGGAACAGAGUGGCACGGCGGUCACGGCCCUCAGAAGGGGGAGAAGGGGGAGACUGGGCUGAUGGGAUUCCCUGGUAAACGAGGUCAGAGCGGGGAAACUGGGAAAGCAGGGGAUCCAGGGAUUCCCGGAACUGUAGGAGAACCAGGAGAAUCAGGAAGAGCUGGAGUCCAGCCGAAGGCAGCCUUCAGUGUGGCCAGAGGAACUAAUGAAUACCCAGAUAAAGCCAGCGUCAUUCGGUUCACCACCAUCAUCACAAACCUAAACGAUGACUACGACACCACAACGGGACACUUCAGAUGUCGGGUCCCAGGAACCUACUACUUUGUGUUCCACGCGUCCUUAGAGGACCGACUGUGUGUGCUGAUGAAGCUGGACAAUGAACUGCUGACAUCGUUCUGCGAUCAUCGCCGCACCAGGAGACAGGUGACAGCGGGAAGCCUGGCCGUCCACCUGUCGAGGGAUCAAGAGGUUUGGCUGGAGACUAAAGACUACAGAGGGAUGAGAGGAAAACCAGCAGGUUACAGCAUCUUCUCCGGCUUCCUGCUGCACCCUCACUGACCUACAGGACGGGUCUUUUUCCUCACCUUUACUAAACAGUUUUACAGUCCCAGCCUGAAACUAAAGGCAGAAUUAUUUCUUCACUUCUUUCCCACUGACCCUUUAACCUUUUAUACAAACAAUACAAACUAAAACAACAGGCUAGAAAAGUCCAUGUAAGAUGCGCAAACAGAUUUGUGUCAACUAAAACAAUACAUUUAAAAGCAAACACAAUGACAAAGAAUGCUAAUUUCCAGAUCUGUUGAUUCAUUCAUGUAAAUUCACCAACAGCCAUCAGCUCUGGCGAUUUCAAGUCCUUUCAGUACAUUGUUGGUGGAACAGAAAGCAUAUUUAAAAGCUUUCAAGCCCAACUCCUUGCUAACUCUGAGAACUGAGAACUGUAGAACAUCGUGAGAAUGCAGUCCAUUAGUAAAAUUUUAAUUUGUAUGUAUACAGGAAACAGAGAUCUUCUCUCAUAAUUAGGACUUACAAUCUCAUAAUAUCCAGAUGAGGUGUUAAAACCACAUUGUGUAACCCAUCAGAUUCUAUACUGCCCCAGCAAAAAAAUAUUUCAUACUUUAUUACAUACUUUAUUUUGAUAGCUGUUUCCAAACAUGACAAUACCAUAGUACUUAGAUUGGGUCAAAAAGUUUGAAAGCUGCGAUUUUGUUGUAUGAUGUGUGAACCAUCAGAUUCUGUGGCACUUGGGGGUCAACUGUACAAAAAAGACUAAAAUGCUGACUAAACAUUGUCAGGUGAGGUGUUAGUGCUCCACAGAUAACCCUUUACACCAACGUGUGUCCUAUGACAGCUAUCAAAAUAUCCGUCAAAAUUUGUGACCUUGUCUAAAUACAACAUGGGCACACCAUUAUACAGAUGACACAGUCUUGUAUACAUUGGAAUCCAUCCUUAGACAUCGCUGCAUAAUCUCAAGCAGACAAAUUGUACUCUAAAACCCAUUAUUCCAGUUUGUAUCUCCCUGCCAUAUACUUAAUAGUACUGACAUUUAACAGUCCCAUCUUAUAAAUACAUGGGAAUUUGCAUGGGAGACACUAAUCUCACAUUUAAACAGCACAUAGAGCAACUGGUACUGCAACCAAAGAUAAAAAGGGGUUUCUCAUAUCGGAAUAAAGCAUGUGUCUGUCUUGUCAGGAAAAUUAUUGUACAGUCAACCGUCCUGACAGGACCCAAUUUCAUCUGUUCAUUUAUCUUCAAUGUGUGUCAGUAAGCAGACCAUUUAAGCAGGAAAACCCAAUAUACCUAAAUAAAAAGCUGGAAAAACAA